UUUUUUCUCUUUGUUGUGAUAUCCAUCUGAAAGUGUGGAAGCCAUGGUGCUGGAGGAGCUGGCCGUCCGUCUGAACAACAGAGAGUAUAAAAACUGGCUGAAGGCGGGUCGGUGUCUGCACAUCCUGAAGGAGGGUCUUCACCCCUUCAUCACACACCACAUGAGAGCUUUCCACGGAGACCUGCUCAACCAAAACACCCGGCUGAGGACUCCGUGUCACACAUCUGCGUGCAAACCGAAAGGAAAUAAGCUCUUAUCUGUGUGCAGUGCGUGUUCAGAUUGGCAGACAGAGAUCCUGAAACACCACAGUAAUAGAGGCAUUGCUGUGAACUGGGACAACUGUUUCCCUCCGCACUGGAGGAUGGACCACUGGGAACUGGCUAAGGCCUACAUGCCCCGGGGUCAGGGCAAAGUGAAGGGGGCAGAGAAGUGUGAUGCCUCUGCACUGCUCAACCUCAUCAACCAUUGUGAUUGCUUCCAGUCUGUGGAUCACAAAUUUGUGAAAGAGGUGAUCCGUCACAGAAACGAGCUGAUGCAUUCUUGUGAGAUGGGUGUUAAAGAUGAAUGGAUGUGGCAUUAUCAGACGGCCCUUAGAAACCUCCUGCUCCAGUUCAGACACAUCCCACAGAUGGCAGCAGCUGGGCGACAGAUCGAGGAGAUGCUGACUGUUGAUUUGUCCAUAUGGGUCUCUGGUUUGGACCGAGUGGAUUCUGUAGAGGUUAACGGAUUAGAAUUAGAUGCUGUCGGCCAAUGGGAGACUAGGGCUGACUCAGUCAGCCAAUGGGAGGCUGAGCUCCUACAAGAGAGGCUGCACGAGCUGCUGCAUGCUGAUGAAGAUGUAAAGAUAGAGGAUCCCGAGCAGUUACAGAGACUCGCUGGUUUCCUGCAGGCCAACAGAGAUCUAUGUGAGAGGUUUUCUGCAGAACUUCAAACCAUUAACUCUUUGAAGGCUGGAGAGUGAGAAGACUGACGGUUUGGUGAAGAGAAUGGAGAUUAUGUUGUGCACUUUCUUUACAUUUAGUAUUUACAACACUUCAGAAAGCGUUCCAUUUUGGAUCUAUUUUACUAUAAGAACUUGAAUAAAAGGUGCACCGGUA
Messenger RNA from Cheilinus undulatus (humphead wrasse), 1097 nucleotides. RefSeq lists its product as uncharacterized. NCBI's taxonomy places the organism in Eukaryota, Metazoa, Chordata, Actinopteri, Labriformes, Labridae. The transcript is spliced from 6 exons. Bases 44 to 961 code for a protein of 305 amino acids. The record is from RefSeq and is a predicted model, not a curated record.